AUGCGAGUUAAUCGUUAUAUCCAAACUACCCGCGGAAUUCACUAUUAUCUUUUAAUUAAAGAACUUCCUCCUAGCUCUAUUCUUGCUGAUCAUCAAGGACAAAGAAUUGGUGAAUUGCAUUCUUUAGGAAAACAAGUAGUCGGGAUUGGCAGUGUUCAUCAGUCCGGAAUAAGAUAUUCUUUAAAAGGUAAAAAUAAUAGUCCUUGGUUUAUUAAACUGGAAACUUUAAAAGACUUAGAUAAUUUUUUAGCCGAGAGAAAUAUUUUUAUAAAACAUGUCAGAAAAACUGAUAUUCGCAUGGAAAUCGAUGCUGAUUUAAAAAGCAAAGGUUGGAGGUUAGUAGGAAAAAGCAAGAAUGUUUUUGCCAAAAGAACGGGUCAAAAUUUGGAAGAAGCUUUAGAACAAGCCAAAAAUUAUGCUAGAAAAAGAAAUUCUUUAAUUGCUUAUGCG
Messenger RNA from Funneliformis geosporum, 450 nucleotides. The record is from the annotation of a GenBank genome assembly. Lineage: Eukaryota; Fungi; Glomeromycota; Glomeromycetes; Glomerales; Glomeraceae.